ACAGCAGCCAAGACACACAGCAGAAAGCAAGCAAGCAAGCAAGCUGUCUGGUUGGUUGAAGAGUCGCACACACACACACGACACUACCGCAUCAACAGCCACAUCACGGCACAGGCGGCAGCCACCACGCGCGUGAGCCAUGUUUGCGCGGCUGUCUCGGGUGCUGGGGGGCGGCGGCGGUGGCGGAGGAUCGCAUCGGUCCAAGCCCACCAACCACACCGUGCUCAGGAAGAGCACGUUUGGGUUGCCGCAGCGGUCCCAGACCAUGGCGUUUGACACUGUCAACGGCUUGCUCGCCAUCGGCACACGACAAGGCACCGUCGUGCUGUAUGGGCAGGAUCGGGCCAAGCUCGAGUGGUCGCAUCCGCAGUCCGAGGACGUCCGCCAGAUUGUCUUUAUCCCGGAGAAGCAUGAGCUCAUCACGCUGUGUCAUCCGUCAAAAUUGUUCUCGUGGCGCUGGGAGACCGACCCACCCAUUCUCAUCCACACGCUCGACUUUAAACACGAAGAGUACGAGGCGCUGCCCGUGACGGACGUGUGCAUGUCAUCAGACGCGUCGUCGCUCAUUGUCACACACGCGGGCGGACACGCGCUCGCAUACGCACUCGCACACACGCGCGCAACCGUGACGCCGCAGUGCGUUGACGUGACGAUGCUCAUCAAGGACCCGUCCAUGGCUGCCAUGACAGCAAGUGGCGGUGGCGGUGUGAAGAUGAUUGAAGGUGUUGAUGCAAGCAGCAGCAGCACUGAUGCAAUGCACUCGCCCACGAAGAAGAAGCGCGCCUCGUCCACAGCGUCAUCGACAUCAACGACGUCUACUUCAACAGCAGCAGCAGCAGCCAGGACGGCCGCAACAGCAACAGCAACAGGAACUGCUACAUCAGGGGAGGAGAAGAAGCUCGCCAUGCCCGAGCCGGUCAUCAGGAAGCUGAUGGCGUAUGGGUUUACGCGCGACCACGUUCUAAAUGCGCUCGAGGCGGCAAACAACGACGUGAAUGUCGCCAUGUCCACGCUCAUGACGCAACAGCUCGAAGGGUCCAUGAGCAGUGAACCUGGCAAGAAGGACAGUGGCAAGAAGGACAGUGGCAGCGGCAGUGCUGCUGUGAACAAAAUCGCUACCAGUGGCAGUGAUGGUGAUGGUGAUGGUGGUGGUGAUGGUGAUGAUGAUGAUGGUGAUGGUGGUGGUGCUGAUGGUGACGAUGGGAAAGAGAGCAGCGGCGGCGGCACAUCGUCAUCGCCUGUUCGCGCCCUUGGAGAGGAGGACAUCAAGGCGCAAGGGAACACAACAAAGACGCAAAAGGAUAGCAGUGACGAGCAGCAAGGACCGCAGUCGUACAAUGCGGGACCUGGCUUCCACCUGCGCGCCAUUGUUCGCUGCGCAUGCUUUGCGCCGGACGGGGGUGUGCGGCACAUUGAUCACGCCACGUGCACGUACACGGCGUUUGACGCCGGUAUUGUUGCGAUUGGCAACAGGCACGGUGUUGGCAUCGUCGUCUUUCAGGACAUGGACUCAUGCAAAGUGUCGUGGCAUCGUGGGUUCUCCACGGGCGAGCUCUGUCUUUCGCGCCCGAAAUGCACAGCGGUGCACGAGAGCGCACACGUGUCCGCAGUCACCGUCAGCUACAGCGAGGUGCGGCACGAGCUGCCUGAAGAGGAUCUCGGUGUUCUGCGAUCUCUUUUUGUCGACCGCCGUGCCGUUCUCAAGGCAAACGCGAACGUGAGCGCAACCACAGCAGCGACAGAUCAGCAGCAACAGCAGCAGCAGAGAAAGGACACAAGACCAAAGCUGCAGCCACAACGCCCGCCGCCACCACGGCCAUCAUCAUCGUCUGCUAACAAGAGUGCAGCCACAGAAAAACAACAACAACAACAACAACAACAACAACAACAACAACAACAACAACAACAACAACAACAACAACAACAACAACAACAACAACAACAACAACAACAACAACAAAGUGCUGCAUCGAAACCUGCCAGUGGAGGGGCAAAGAGGGCCACCGACAAUCCUGCUCAUGACAGCACCACCGCCAGCAGUAACAGCGGCAGCAACAGCAACAGUGGCAGCAAGAGAAGCACGCGUCCCAGCAGCAAGGUCAACAGUCGCAAGGCAAGCACCACCACGACGACGACGAUGACGACAGCUGGCGAUGAUGAAGUGGCGGACCGGAGCAUACGACGAAGGAAAGAUAGGAAACCGCUGCUGAUUGUCAUCACAACCACGAGCGUUCACCUCUUCGAUAAGGGGACGAUGAAGACGAAGCACGAUCUCUCGGCCACGGGCGUCGAGGUGUUUCUCAGCAGAUAUGAAGGGCGCGUGUGCUGCUGCGUGCUGUGCGACAACAGUCAGCUCGAUGCAUUCACGCUCCCGUCGCUCAACCGCCUCUUCUCCGUACAACUUUUCGUCUCCCGGAACCAAGCGGGAGGGACGGUGGCAAAGGGAGACCUGGGUGAUGCAACGACGAGUGGCGGUGAUGGCGAGGAUGGCAACAGAGCACCCAGCAGGGUGUAUGACCCGACGCUGCCGGUGCAGCGGCCGCAGCAUUCGCAGCAGAAGCGCUCUUUCUUCGCCAGCUUGACAAAGUCAAAGUCAACGCCAAAGUCGUCCAUCACCAUUGACGAACGCAACGAGCUCCUUGGAAAGUGCGUGGACAAGCGUGACUCGACACAUCUCGCCACGCGGACGACACACGCAUCAGAGGCGCAGGGCGGCUUCUCGGAGAUGCUCAUGCGCGAGGAGAAGUUGCGGCGAGCGGAGGAGCGCGCAAAGGAGAUGGCCGACGACGCAGCAAACUUCCAGAGCGCAACCAGAACGCAACAAAGUCAGCAACUGAUGGAGCAGAUGAAGAACAAGAAGUGGUGGGAGCUGUGA
Molecule: messenger RNA, 2875 nt
Organism: Salpingoeca rosetta
Lineage: Eukaryota; Choanoflagellata; Craspedida; Salpingoecidae
Exons: 16
Coding region: 140-2875 (911 amino acids)
Molecular function (GO): protein binding
Source: RefSeq, a predicted model, not a curated record